Didymodactylos carnosus is the source of this 4675-nucleotide messenger RNA. The record is from the annotation of a GenBank genome assembly. NCBI's taxonomy places the organism in Eukaryota, Metazoa, Rotifera, Eurotatoria, Philodinida, Philodinidae.
CCCCAGAAAUGCUGAUUUUUGGUCAAAAAAUCGGUUUUGAGAUACGCAUGGAAAGGUAGCCUGAAGGGUCGACUUUCAGAAUCUAUAUCGCUUUUGCUUACAAAAGUGGUUUUUCGCUGAUUAUGAACAAGUUUUCUAGGAGCCUCGAAAAAACGGAUCUUCAAAUAAUAGUUUUUUCCUGGAUACUUAUACAAUUAAAAUUUUUCGGAACACACAGAUGCGUAGAGCAAACGUUUCUGAUCAAAAUAAAUCCUCGUACAACCUGUAUGACCUUGCAUCACGAAGUUACAGGCAUUUUUCUAGAAGUCUUAAAACUGAGCGUUUUAUUCGGCGUUUAAUACACCGUUCUGUCUACAUGGAAGUUAUACCUGAAGUACGUGAACACAUUUUUGCAAUUAUUGUUAGCGUUGUUACUAAAACACCGCUAUGUAUUAUUGGCAGUCCUGGUCGAUCAAAAACAUUGUCCUUUCAAAUUGUUGUUCAAAACUUGCAAGGUCUGCAACUAUCACCAAGAAAAUUUUGUCGUCGAUUACCCGCUGUGGAUCCGUUUUUCUGCAUGGGAUCUAAAUACAGCAGUGCCGAAGAUAUUUCAACAAUAUUUGAACGAGCCAUCCGACGUGAAGAACAAUAUCAACAAAAUCAUAUGUCAACGCGAUGUGUAGUAUUCUUGGAUGAAGCAUUGUUGCCAUCACAGAAGAAAAUGGUGUUGAAAAUCUUACAUCCAUAUUUGGACGAAUGUCGCGUUUCGUUUGUUGCCAUUGCAAAUAAACCGUUCGACGCGGCCAAUGCAAAUCGUAUGAUGUGUGUUUUUCGUUCGUUACCAUCGGAAGAUGACCAAAAAAUACUUGCCUAUGGCUGUCUGGGUCUGAAUUACGAAGAUGUAGAGAUCGAGACGAAUUUAAAGAAUAUAAUAUCAGGUCUGUGUAAUGGGUAUCAGAAACUGUUACAAUCUUCGGAUAUUCCUCGUGUAUUUCACGAUCGAGAUUUCAUUUAUAUGUUACGAGAAUUACGCUUGGGAUUGAAUCCAAUAACGCAAACAUACGACCAAGAUCAACAAUGUGUCAACAGCAUAACACCGCUAGGUCUUUUACGCUCGUUGGAAAACAAUUUUAACGGUAUUCCAAGAGCACAAUUUCAAAUAUUAGUGGAAAUAUUUUUCAAAUGUAUACAAGAGGAAUGUCGCCGUCAGUAUGAUUUUAAAUUUCCAUCGAAACAAGAUUAUCGUGAUAUAAUAUCGAUUCUGCAUGAUUCAAUGGAACUUGAUUCAAAUCGUCGACGUUUAUACGGUCGUUAUAAACUGAUUAUCGAUGAAAGUGAAGAUGAAUCGGCAGCACAUCUACUGUAUCAAGUCGGUAUUUUAAAUGCCACAACAACCAGUGAAUUUCGUUUGUCUGAUUUUACUGAUGAUAUCAAUAAUGAAUUGCGAAAUGUUAAAACAUUAUCCGAUAUUAAAAUGUGUAUGGAAACGGGUAAAACGAUUCUUAUGAUCAAUACGGGUCGCUUACAUGGCUCGUUGUACGAUGUUUUUAAUCAAAAUUUUUCAAUAAUGGCAACUGCUAAUGAAAGAAAAAUAUUUUCAAAAGUAGCCAUAGGUCCCAAAACCUUGGAUUGCAUUGUGCAUGAACAAUUUCAAUGUAUUGUACAUGUAAAACGUAGCGAAUUCUCCCAAAUACCAGCACCAUUUCUCAGUCGAUUUCAAAAGUAUUCAUUGAGUAUCGAAGACUUUUAUCGCAUACAACUGGAACAGCUGCCAGUAAAUGAACAACAAAUUAUGAUGAACGUUGAAGAUAAAGUCAAAACAUUUAUUGAACAUUACGGCAGACAAUAUUUCUACGGCUUAACAGAUAAUACACUGUAUUCUUGUUUAUUGUUAAUGAUCAAAAUUAAACAAAAAACAGCAACACAAUAUGAAUCAAUGCUGAAAAUCAACACUGACCGUGUGAAAACAGAAGAACAAUAUAACGUUAAUUCAGAAGCUGAUAAUGAAUAUCAAACGUCACAAGAAGAAGGUACACAAGGAAUUUACGCAAAAGCUGAUUCGAUCGUUUAUCUCGAUCUGCAGCACUACACACAACUGAUGAUUCGAUCAAAAUCGAUCAUCGAACAAAAUCCAGGUGAUACCCAUCAAUGUCUAUUACGAUCGAUUUUAUGCAGACUCAUUCAGUUAGUAUCACCUGAGAGUUUGGCCUUGAAAUUACCGACAUUUGUCGAUUCAGUAUCGAAAUACUUAUGUACUAAUUAUUUUCACAAUCAAGAACAUUUCACAUUGGAAAAUUUCAUUCAACAUUUGACAUCGUCCACGGAAAAUGAUGCAUCCGAUUCUACAGCUCGUUCAACAACAAUAACAACAAAAGUAACGAUAUUUACACGUACAUCGUCUUAUGUUCUCAGUCUGAAUAAAUUUUCAAAACAACAGUUAUUUAGUAAUUAUAUUAGUGACAAUGUUGACAUACUAAAUUUGACUAUAAUUGAGAAUGCAGCAGAUUUAGAAGAAAAAUUUGAACUGUUCGAACAAGAUCAACAGAAAAAUGUUUUCGUUAUUGUAAUUGAUACCCAAGUCGGACAACAGCAUCAACAUAUUCCAUUUAUUCGUCAACUAAUCGAUAAAACCGAAAACAAUCACAACUCAUGCGCAUAUCGACAACGUGAGUUUAUUCGAAAAUAUUUUAUCAUGUUAUUACAUUCACCCGCCACUGAAUUGUACCACCAAGCAUGUUUUCCAUCGAUAUUUUUGAACAAUUGGGACUUCUAUUUUUUCGAUACAUGUUCACCAGGUUCGGCAUUUCAUUUACAAAAAAUGCUUCAAAUAUUGUGUUCUUCACAGCAACAACAAAUUGAUUAUGACAGUGAAUCACUGUGUGAUUUGAACGCGUUAUUCGACAGCGCGCUAUGGGAUUUUUCUGGUCGUUUGCAAAUAUUCAUACAAGAAGUACCAACACUAGUUAAUAGUCAAGAUUUUUAUAAACUUCAUACAAACAUAUCGAAACGUGUUCAAUGUUUAAAAAAUGUUUUGAGAAAAUGCACAAAAUUGCAACAACGGAUUGUCAACACGUAUCAUGAAUCAUUAUCAACACAAAACAUGUAUAAUAUGAUAUAUCAAACGUCAAAAGAAAUUUUAUCCGGACGAAAAUUCGAUGGUCUUGUCGACUCUAUUCAACAUCAGAUAGAAAUAUCAUUCACUACUUUUACAUCGAAUAUACUAAUACAUCUAGUCAAUGAUUAUGGACUGGAAACACUGUCGAGAGCGUUUUCAGCGUCGAAUAAGAAAAGUUAUGAAGUAAUGUUGAAUCUGAUUGAUUAUUCAUUGUUCAUUAAUAAUGAUAGUGCUAACAAUAAAAACCAACUGUUUCAAAUUUCUAUACAUUAUCCAUGUGUCCCUACUACACCCCUUUACCAUUUGUUCCAUCAACGAAUUAAAGCACAUGCUGACGAUUUAAAAGCUAAAAUAAUUGGUAAACAAAAUGAAGAAAUUGAUCAUAACCUUCGCGCAAAAAAAAUGGAAAACACUACUGACUACUUGAUUGAUAUUCGAUCGGAAUUGUGUCGUACAAUAUGGAAUAAUGAUAAAGUACUAAGAGAAAUAAUAAUUGAGCUGGAUCAAGAUAUAAUCAAUACAUAUUCGGAAGAUUUGAUUCGAACAUAUUGUACAAUAAUUGAAAAAUCAUAUGAGAACACUAGUGCAUCCAACAAUGCUGAACCAGAUAAGACGAUUAACUUUAUUUCAAAAUGGUUACAAUUAAUUGAUGAUGAAGAUAUGAAUGACUAUAAUGAGUCUGUACAUAAACAAAUUUGGCUAGUGAGUCAUGUUUACACGUCGUUUGAAUAUGAUAGAAACGAUCUAUUAUCACUAUAUACAGCAUCACGAAUUUUAGAUAAUUUUGAUCAUAAUCGUCAGGACAAAGAGAUAGAAGAAGGUUUGUCACGUGUCGAAUUUCGCGAAAGUGUUUUUCGUCGAAUGUUUGAUCUUUUAUGGUCAAAACUGAUCAAACUUUGUUCCGAAAAUGAUCAACAUCAAAUAGAAUUGUGGACACAAACAUAUGCGUUCAUUAAUAAAUACUUUCCAUCUAAUAAAGUACUACAUCGUGCUCAACUGACAAAAAUAAAAACAAAAAUUGAAUUUAUGCAUCUAUCCUAUCUAAUACUAUUGAAUGAACAAUUAUUAAGACCAUUUGAAUUAAUUUCGGCUUUGUUAGACGAAAAUAAUUUGCUUGAUACUAAUACUGAUGUUAAUACUGGAUGUUUGAAAAUUCUGCAGAAAAUAAUUGAAUUAAUUCAAAUGUAUUUACAAAAAGAACGUAUUGACGAAUCACAUACAACGUUGAUGAUCGAUAUUAUUCAGUGGGUGCUUACACUUGUACCAUCAGUUAAAGAAAUCGAAUAUCUUUUAACGUAUUUACAUGAAAUUUGUCAACUCCGAUUACCAAUCAAACAAUUUUUGUUUGAUCAGUUAGCUACUCUGCUGGUUGAUUUCAGACAAAAGCCUAUUAAUAAGCAACAAAAAUUUGAUAUAGUGGAUAAAAUAAGACUACUACUACCCACUGUCGUGCAGUGCAUCAAUGAACAAGCGACGUUAGAUGGAUAUGUUUUACCCUAUCAUCCGUUUGUUAUUAUUGACGCAGAACGACAAGGCCAUACGUUAAUUGAUUUACUCUUUUUCAUCUCAGAAAUCAUUUGA